This is a messenger RNA of Eruca vesicaria subsp. sativa (arugula), 258 nucleotides long. The record is from the annotation of a GenBank genome assembly. Lineage: Eukaryota; Viridiplantae; Streptophyta; Magnoliopsida; Brassicales; Brassicaceae.
AUGAUAUUUCUAGGCGUUUGCUUCAUUGUUCUGUUGGUUAUUGGAGAUUUGGAGAAGGAAGUGAAAAUCGGAAGCCUCAAGUUUUUAGGAGCUGUCUUCUUGGCUUUAGUAGUAUUUGACAUCUGUUUAGCAGCUAGGCCAAAAGCCCUUGGUAGAGGCUCCGGUUCCGGAUAUGGUUCAGGCUCCGUGGGAGGAAAUCGUGGCGGAGGAGAAGGAUUAGGUUCAGGGAGUGGCUACGGUGAAGGAUAUGGAAGCUGA